AAAUGCGCUAAAGAAUCUGGAAGGCGCAGAUUCGUCACCCUUCGAAACCGUUCUGAUACAGUUUGUCCUACGGGGUUUGCCGUAGCUCUCGUCCCUUGUUGUCGUUUUCUGCGCGUCUGGAGAGUCGUGGCGAGCUGGUGUUCGCAGUUUUACCAACAGAAGCGUACGAAUGGCUUCUCACGGCGGUAUUCAGAUUCCCAGCCGCUUGCCCUUGCUGCUGACCCACGAAGGCGUGCUGUUGCCCGGCUCAACGACGCGAGUUAGCGUCCACUCGGCGAGGAACAUGCAGGUGGUGAGGAGCAGGCUGCUGAAGGGCACCUCCCUGAAGAGCACCAUCCUCGGCGUCAUCCCCAACACCCGGGACCCCGAGCACGACACGCAGGAGCUGCCCGCUUUGCACAGCAUCGGCACGGCGGGCCUGGCGGUUCAGGUGGUGGGCAGUAACUGGCCCAAGCCGCACUACACGCUGCUGAUCACAGGCCUGUGCCGCUUCCGCGUGACUCAGCUCCUGCGCGAGAGGCCCUUCGCCGUGGCCAUAGUGGAGCAACUGGACAGGUUGGAGCAGUACACAGAGGGGCAGCCGCUGGACAGAGAGCUCAGGGAGCUGACCCAGAACUUCUACCAGGCUGCCUUGCAGCUCGUCGGGAUGCUGGACAUGUCCGUACCCGUGGUCGCCAAGCUGAGGCAGCUGCUGGACAGCCUGCCCCGGGAGACUCUGCCAGAUGUGCUUGCUGCCAUGAUCCGCACCUCCAACACAGAGAAACUCCAGGUGCUGGACGCUGUUGACUUGCAGGAGCGCUUUAAGAAGACUCUCCCUAUGCUCACCAGGCAGAUUGAGGGGCUGAAACUGCUGCAGAAGACUCGCAAACCCAGACCUGAUGAUGACAAGAGGGUGCUGGCCAUACGCAAAGGUGGCGUGUUCCCCGGGCGGCAGUUCUCUCUCGAGGAAGACGGCGAGGAUGAAGAUGGUGAUGACAUGGCUGUGUUGGAGAGGAAGGUGAAGGAGGCAGCCAUGCCUGAGCCAGCGUUGCAUGUCUGUCUGAAAGAACUCAAACGCCUGAAGAAGAUGCCCCAGUCCAUGCCGGAGUACGCCCUCACCCGCAACUACCUGGAGCUCAUGGUGGAGCUGCCCUGGACUAAGAGCACCUCAGACUGCCUGGACAUCCGUGCUGCCCGUGUGCUGCUAGACAACGAUCACUAUGCCCUGGAGAAGCUGAAGAGGCGCGUGCUGGAGUACUUGGCAGUGCGGCAGCUGAGGAGCACCCUCAAGGGGCCCAUCCUGUGCUUCGUGGGGCCACCUGGUGUGGGCAAGACCAGCGUGGGCCGCUCCAUCGCCCGCACGCUGGGCAGGGAGUUCCACCGCAUUGCCCUCGGAGGAGUGUGUGACCAGUCUGAUGUCCGCGGCCACAGGCGAACCUACGUGGGAAGCAUGCCCGGACGCAUCAUUAACGGCCUGAAGACCGUCGGCGUCAACAAUCCCGUCUUCUUGUUGGACGAGGUGGACAAAUUGGGAAAGAGCUUGCAGGGAGACCCUGCCGCCGCCCUGCUGGAGGUUCUGGACCCAGAGCAGAACCACAGUUUCACUGACCACUAUCUCAAUGUGCCCUUUGACCUCUCACAAGUCCUCUUCAUUGCCACAGCGAACACUACAUCAACCAUCCCCCCUGCCCUAUUGGACAGAAUGGAGGUUAUCCAGGUGCCAGGGUACACCCAGGAAGAGAAAGUGGAAAUCGCUCAUCGACACCUGAUCCCCCAUCAGCUGGAGCAGCACGGCCUCACACCUCAACAGCUCCAGAUUCCCCAAGACACCACUCAUGAGAUCAUUAGCAAGUACACGCGGGAGGCAGGAGUACGGUCUUUGGAGAGGAAGAUUGGGGCUAUCUGUCGGGCAGUGGCAGUGAAGGUGGCCGAAGGCCAUAAGAUGUCGAAAGCAGAGUCACCUGGGGAGACUGAGGCAGCCGACUCGUCCAUCCCUCCAUCAGGUCAGGAGCAAGUGGGGAAGGGAGAAGAUUCUGAUGUAACCGCACCUCCGGAGAUGCCCAUCGUCAUAGACCAGAUUGCCCUCAAGGACAUUUUGGGACCCCAGAUCUUUGAGAUGGAGGUGUCCGGGCGUCUCACGCUCCCAGGCGUAGCUAUAGGGCUGGCUUGGACUCCUCUGGGUGGUGAGAUCAUGUUUGUGGAGGCCAGCCGUAUGGAGGGCGACGGCCAGCUAACACUAACCGGGCAGCUGGGUGACAUCAUGAAGGAGUCGGCUCACCUGGCCAUCAGCUGGCUCCGGAGCAAUGCCAAGACAUAUCACCUAACUAACAUUGCAGGCGGCGCUGACCCCUUGGAGGGCAACGACAUCCACUUGCACUUCCCAGCGGGCGCCGUCACCAAGGACGGGCCUUCUGCCGGCGUUACCAUAGUAACGUGCCUCGCCUCCCUGUUCAGUGGCCGUCUGGUGCGUUCCGAUGUGACUAUGACUGGAGAAAUCACCUUGAGGGGUCUCGUGCUGCCGGUGGGGGGCAUUAAAGAUAAAGUCCUGGCUGCUCACCGGGCUGGUCUCAAACGAAUCAUCCUCCCCAAACGCAACGAGAAGGACCUGGAGGAGAUCCCUGUCCAUAUACAGGCCGAGCUGGCGUUCAUCACAGCCAGCACGCUGGAUGAAGUCCUCAACGCGGCAUUUGAUGGUGGCUUCCCAGCUGUUGUGAUCACUCACCCACAGAUUACCAGCAAACUCUGAGACCACAUGUGCGCGCGCACACCUAAAACUGAAAUUUGAAGCAGUUGUUUAGAUUUGAGGCAUUUUGAGUCUCCUGCUUUCUGCACGUUUGGAUCUUCAAACUUUAAGUUUAAUGGCAAAACUGGUAAGUGACUGACUUGUUCCGAAAGGUACUAGAGGUCUCUUCUCUAGUUGACACCAGUUUGACAUUUGUAAUUCUAAAUACUGAUUAAUCACAGUACUAAAAAUAUUUGUUAUUGCAAUCCUCUGAUGGAUUGAGAGAACACUGAUAGCCAUGUUCAUCACUCUACAGGAAUGCUGAAAACUUUAGUUGUGGUUAGUAAUCACUGAAGUGCAGUUGAGUUCUAGUCUUUAAUUAAAUUUCCAUGUAGAUGCACCUUUGAGUUUGUCAGUGACAUCUGCUUUUCACACAAGGCCACUGUCCAAGCUGCUUUUUCAAGGAAAACGGAACCGUGUCCCACCUUGUCAUGGCUUUGUGCCAAGUUAAAUAAUUUGUCAAACACUGGGUGUGUGCUGAUGAAUCUGUCGACCCCAACACUGUUUGGGCACUAAGAAACGUCCGUGAGGGGUAGUUUUGUAGGUGACCGCGUUUGAAGAAUGUGGGAGAUGUCUUGAGAUGCAGGGUGACCCCAUAUCCUGCAUGCUGUACAAUGCUCCAGGGAUUUGUUAAAGUACAUUUGCACUGGGAGGUGUAGUUUAUGUUCACAAAGGAAGUUCUCCCUUCUAGUCAUUGGAGAAACCAAUUUGACUUUUGAGGCUACAGGCCUUUAUGGCCUGAGCAAUACCGCAUAGUUUCUACAAAUAGUACCUUCCAAAAGAUGGAGGGGGCUGGUUCAGCACUGGGAGAUCUGAAUGAACAGUAAAAUGAGUUAUGAAAAAGAUAGAUUUAUUUAAUGGCAAAAUAGAACAAAAACAAGAAGAAACAUUAAAACGAAAUAAAAAACAGGACCAGCAACGGUACAACGUAUCCACAGAGAUGUUUGGCUUUUGCUUCACCCACUCCUCACAAAGACAGACAAAUGCAAACAAAUAAAAACCUUACAAAAAAAAAACAAAA
Molecule: messenger RNA, 3782 nt
Organism: Electrophorus electricus (electric eel)
Lineage: Eukaryota; Metazoa; Chordata; Actinopteri; Gymnotiformes; Gymnotidae
Gene: lonp2
Product: lon peptidase 2, peroxisomal
Biological process (GO): protein catabolic process; protein quality control for misfolded or incompletely synthesized proteins
Molecular function (GO): ATP hydrolysis activity; ATP-dependent peptidase activity; ATP binding
Source: RefSeq, a predicted model, not a curated record